This is a messenger RNA of Lathyrus sativus (Indian pea), 2304 nucleotides long. The record is from the annotation of a GenBank genome assembly. Lineage: Eukaryota; Viridiplantae; Streptophyta; Magnoliopsida; Fabales; Fabaceae.
AUGAGAGGAAAUCCAAUAUUGUUGAUAGUAAUAUUUUACUCUCUUUUCAUUUUUCUUGGAGAGUCAAGAUCAUCAUCAUCAACUCAAUCAAACAAUGACGAUCAAGUUUAUAUUGUUUAUAUGGGAGCCGCAGGUUCAGCUAAUGGCACCCUUCGCAAGGAUCAUGCUCAUCUUUUAAACACUCUAUUAAGAAAGAAUAAGAAAGCUUUAAUACACAACUACAAACAUGGAUUCUCAGGCUUCGCAGCUCGAAUGUCAAAAAAUGAAGCAAACUUGAUUGCUCAAGAACCUGGAGUCGUGUCCGUGUUUCCGGAUCACAUUAUGAAGCUUCACACAACACGUUCUUGGGAUUUUCUAAGAUCACUUUCUCACAUUGAAAUUGACAACAAUCUUUCUGAGUCUUCCUCCUCCUCAGAUAUCAUAAUUGGCAUGUUAGACACGGGGAUAUGGCCAGAAGCAGCAAGUUUCUCAGACGAGGGAAUGGGUCCUAUUCCAUCUGGUUGGAAAGGAGUUUGCAUGACAUCAACUGAUUUCAACUCGUCCAACUGUAACAGGAAGAUAAUAGGAGCGAGGUAUUAUCCUAACAUUCAUGACGAUGCUGGUGCGACCAACACUGUCAGAGAUGCUAAUGGACAUGGGACCCACACUGCUUCGACAGCGGCUGGGAAGAACGUCAGUGGUGCAUCAUACUACGGUCUUGCCAAAGGGACAGCAAUAGGUGGAUCUCCUGAAUCGAGGUUGGCCAUUUACAGAGUAUGUUAUAUUGGAAAUGAAUGUUAUGACUCUGCCAUACUUGCGGCGUUUGACGAUGCUAUUCAUGAUGGAGUUCAUGUACUUUCCCUUUCGCUCGGUUCGGGUUUGUAUCCCCGGCCUGCCUUGACAAACAACUCGAUUGCAAUCGGAGCGUUCCAUGCUGUGGAGCACGGCAUUAUGGUGGUUUGCUCCGCUGGAAAUGAUGGACCGCGAAAGACUACCGUUGAUAACGAUGUACCUUGGAUAUUUACUGUUGGAGCCACCACCAUCGAUCGGGAUUUUCUGUCCAAUGUAGUCUUGGGUAAUAACAAGGUUAUUAAGGGUCGAGAUUUAAAUUUCUCUCCUCUUUCAAAAUCCGCCAUUUAUCCAUUGAUAACCGGGGAGGCUGCAAAGACAAGUUCCGCAGACAUAGCAGAAGCAAGGCAGUGUCACUUUAAUUCAUUAGAUAAAAAAAAAGCGAAGGGAAAGAUUGUCCUCUGCGAUGGUAUAACUGAUCAUCUUUCAACCGAUGUCAAAAUUGAUGUGGUAGAAGAGGUGGGGGGAUUAGGUCUUGUUCAUAUUACUGACGGUGAAGGAGCAGAGUCAAGUUACUAUUAUGAUUUUCCAGCAACAGCGGUAACGCCAAAAGAUGCUAUCCCAAUUCUCGAAUAUGUUAAUUCAACAAGCAAUCUAGUGGCAACAAUUCUACCAUCAAUUUCAGUCAUAGAUUACAAGCCUGCGCCAAUGGUGGCAACGUUUUCAAGUAGAGGGCCUUCAACGCUGUCUAAGAAUAUUCUCAAGCCUGAUAUUGCAGCACCAGGUGUUAACAUUCUUGCCGCAUGGAUGGGAAAUGACACAACACAGGCUCCAAAAGGGAAAAAACCUCCGAUAUUUAACCUUAUAUCUGGGACUUCCAUGUCAUGUCCACAUGUUUCAGGCCUUGCAGGAAGCAUUAAAUCUCGAAAUCCCACUUGGAGUGCCUCUGCUAUCAGAUCCGCCAUCAUGACCUCUGCAACUCAAUUUAACAAUAUGAAGACUCCCAUUACAACAGAGUUAGGGCCGGUUUCCACUCCGUAUGGCUAUGGCGCUGGAGAAAUUACAAUGAAUGGAUCAUUCCAUCCAGGGCUAGUUUAUGAAACCGACACCAUUGACUACUUAAACUAUUUGUGUUACCUAGGAUACGAUACAGCCACAAUUAAACUUAUCGCAAAAACCAUACCUGAUGGUUUCAGUUGUCCUAAGGAUUCCACUCCUGAUCAUAUUUCCAACCUCAACUAUCCUUCCAUAGCAAUCUCCAACUUCAUUGGAAAAGAAUUCGUGAAUGUGACUAGAACUGUGACGAAUGUUGGUGAAGAAUAUGAAACACUUUACUCCGCCGCCAUUGAUGCUCCUAGUGGAGUGAAAGUCCAAUUGAUUCCAGAAAAACUCCAAUUUACAAAACAAAGCAAAAAACAAAGCUACCAAGUUAUUUUCUCGACCACUUUAACUUCAUUGAAAGAUGAUCUGUUUGGAUCCAUUACCUGGGACGAUGGCAAACAUAAGGUUCGAAGUCCUUUUGUAUUGGCCGUCUAG